Macadamia integrifolia is the source of this 2386-nucleotide messenger RNA. RefSeq lists its product as uncharacterized. The transcript is spliced from 3 exons. The coding region runs from base 407 to 2059 and encodes 550 amino acids. Lineage: Eukaryota; Viridiplantae; Streptophyta; Magnoliopsida; Proteales; Proteaceae. The record is from RefSeq and is a predicted model, not a curated record.
AUAAAAGCAAUAUAGAUACAAUCUCCGGUGAAAUUAAAUAGUGAAGGGGGAGUAGGUUGUAGACAGAGGAGCAAAGCGCGAGACACCCGAGACCCGAGUAGGAGAAGGCGAGGUUUGAGGCCUAAAGGUAGUCUUCUUCUGUUGAGUACUCUCUAGUCUCUACUCUGUGACUGCUCUGUAAAAUGACUUUAAAAGGGGCGGUGAGAGGCCAAUUACAGUAACCAUUCCUUUCCUUCCCUCUUUCUCUCUCAUCUCUGGCUUUCUGUUCACCUAUCGGUACCCAAUUUAAUUUCGCUUUUCUUUAGUUGAAAUCUCUUCAAUUAUUCCAUGAAGUUCCAACUCAAAGCGAUUUGAAGCUUCUGCAAGUUAUUUCAUUCCCCUGUUUCUUAUUUUGGGAGAUUUGAACAUGGCUCAUAAACAUCUAAGUGAGCUAUUAAGUGAAGAUCAAGAACCUUUCGUUCUGCAGAACUACAUUGAAGAGAGACGUUGCCAGCUGAAAAGAUCUGUGCCUAGAGACCACUUACAGGUUAAGAGGCGGAAACCAAUCUCUGGUAACUCUACUUUCCCUGCUUGCUUUUUCUCCUUCCACGACUCUCCCGAUGUAAGAAAAUCUCCUUUGUUCGAAUUCUCCUCCCCACUGAAAAGCCCAUGUGGAAACUCGAAUAAGCUUUUCGUUCACAUCCCAUCAAGGACGGCAGCCCUUUUGCUUGAAGCUGCUAUCCGGAUUCAGAAGCAGCCAUCUUCCUCUAAACCCCAAACCACUGGUAAGAUCCUGGGUUCUGGGUUCUUCGGAUCAAUGUUGAAGAGGAUAAGCCUCUGCAAGGGGAAUCAGAAGCCACAAAUCAAAGGGAAAGAGAUAAGGGCCUCAGUGAAGGAUAUCUUGAGGUGGGAUUCGUCUGAUGGGCACAAAGCAUUUGCAAAGGAGAGGCGACAUGACCCAGAAAAAAUGGAAGCUUUGGAUAAGAACAGGGUUGUUUCAGAGAUGGGUUUAUCGUGCUCAUGUAACAGUGGACUUAGCAGUCUCUGGUCUGAGAGUAACGAAGACAAAUCUGAAGAUUUGGAUACUUCAAGUAGCAGGUCUGACGAGGAAUUUUGUUCAAGUCCCUUCCGAUUCUCCCUUCGAAAGAGCCCCUCCCACGGCCACCAGACGCCGGAAUUCGGGUCUCCGGCGACAUCCCCUAGACGCCACAUAAAAAAGGUGAAGCAGAAGGAAGACGGAGAAGAAAAAGAAGAGAGGAGGGAGAGUUGCAUGGGGGAUAAGGAGUACGAGGAAGAGAAAAAGGAACAAUGCAGCCCUGUGUGUGUGUUGGACCCAGCCUUCGACACCGACGUCGAGGAUGAUGACAACGAGGGAGGAGAAAACAACAGUAAUGACGGUGACCACCGACACCUUCAGUCAGAUUCUGACUGUGAUGGUGAUGAGGAAGGAGAACAUGUGGUGGCUGCCCACCACCACCACCACCACCACCGUCAAUUUGAAGAGAUGGAGGAGGAGGAUAGUUAUGAUGAGGAUGCGGUCGAGCGCAGCUUUGCCAUCGUACAGAGAGCAAAGCAUCAGCUUUUAAACAAGCUGAGAAGAUUUGAAAGACUUGCAGAUUUAAAUCCCAUUGAGCUCGAGAAGAGAAUGUUGGAGGUAGAAGAUUGUGAUGAUAGUUAUGGAUUAGUAUCUCCAGAUGAAGAUGAUGAAGAUGAUGAGGAUGAUGAAGAUGGCUUUGACGAAUCAGUGUCCAGUCAAUUUAAGGGGAUGGGGAAGACACCAGGGGACAUGAAGCGACUCAUAUUAGACCUGAUCAUGGAGGAAGAAAGAAGAAGGAAUGAAGAGAAUAUUGAUGGUGUUGAUAGGGAGGUGGUGUUCAACAAUGUGGGCAAGAGAUUGGAGGCAUGGAAUGGGGUGGAAUCGGACACCAUAGACAUGAUGGUUGAACUGGAAUUGAGAAGGGAAGGCGACGAAUGGAAGAGAUGCGAAGAGCAAGCGCGAGAGAUGGCGAUCGAGAUCGAGUUUGCCAUCUUUGGAUUGUUGUUGCAGGAACUCUCAGAUGAAGUUCACAGUGCUAGCUAACGAAUUUAUGGUCCUUCAAAACUUCGCCAUUUUUAUGACAUUGUGGUUCAUUUGUGAAGGUAUUAGGUCAAGGAGAGAGAUGCCACGAGGGAUGUUUGGUUUGAACUUUAAAACCUUAGCGAGAUACAAUAGCUUUUUGGGGUUAUUUCUUUGCAGGGUUGUGAUGUAUAUGGCGUCAUAUUCUUAUUGCCGGGAACCCAAUCGCGCAACGGAAAAGGAUUGGAUUGAGUAUCUCUCGCAUUGGAUUUCAUGGACAUAUAUAUCCAAUUGUUCUAUGUACAUUACAUAAAUACAUAAAAUAAACAUGUAUAUAUUAAGGUUUUCAAA